AAGUGCGCGACGCCGAAGCAGAAGCUCAUCGCCGCCGUCGAGAGCAAGGACCCGGAAGUGCGCGACGCCGAAGCAGAAGCUCAUCGCCGCCGUCGAGAGCAGCCAGGAGUGAGCGCCGCCGAAGCGGAAGCCAGAAGCCGCUAUCGAGAGGACCCGGAAGUGCGCGACGCCGAAGCAGAAGCUCAUCGCCGCCGUCGAGAGCAGCCAGGAGUGAGCGCCGCCGAAGCGGAAGCCAGAAGCCGCUAUCGAGAGGACCCGGAAGUGCGCGACGCCGAAGCAGAAGCUCAUCGCCGCCGUCGAGAGCAGCCAGGAGUGAGCGCCGGCGAAGCGGAAGCCAGAAGCCGCUAUCGAGAGGACCCGGAAGUGCGCGACGCCGAAGCAGAAGCUCAUCGCCGUCGCCGAGAGCACCCAGAAGUAAGCGCUGCUGAAGCUGAAUCUAAGCGCCGCCGUCGAGAGGACCCGGAACCAGGAGUGAGCGCCGCCGAAGCGGAAGCCAAGCAAAAGGCAAGGAUCGCUAAGCCUGACGGUGCAACAAAAAUUUUCCAACGGCUGUUUAGAGACAACCCGUUUGGGAGCGUAUGUUCAGUCUGUGACCGGCUCUGGUUCCAAAACGACUUGCAACCGCUACCGGACAGAUGUCACGAGACCCUAGAGCAAUCAUUUCCAAACUCGGACCUAACCCAAUUCAAACUGUGCUCGACCUGCAUACAAUCAGUGCACAAGGGUCAUAUUCCUCAUCUUUCCUCAAAACGGUUAUGUAUAUCCCCCGAAGCCAGCCCACCU
This is a messenger RNA of Ixodes scapularis (black-legged tick), 783 nucleotides long. Its product is annotated as translation initiation factor IF-2-like. NCBI's taxonomy places the organism in Eukaryota, Metazoa, Arthropoda, Arachnida, Ixodida, Ixodidae. The record is from RefSeq and is a predicted model, not a curated record.